GCGUCUGCUGCAGCAUACACGGCGCUUCAACGGCGUUAACGUCGGCGCUCACCAAUACUCCCGUAUCUCAUGGCCUUUCACUCUAUAAAAUCGUAUGCGCCGCAAGUAGUGAAGCCAUUCUGCACUUGCGGUUCGUACCUUUCUUUUCGAUAGCGGCAACUAAAUCGGACGCGCGCGCGCAAAUAAUUUUUUAUAGAAGACAACAAUCCAAGCGCCUUGUGCUUGAUUCGUUUCAGAUGAGAACCCGCGCGUGGAUCCAACAUUUCAGAUGAACUGAACUGUAUCGCUUGCUUUUCAUAUAUGUAUACGAUUACAAUUAGACUUAACUCUGUAGUUAUUGUUGUUAGUGCUGUGUUGUUCCUGCUAUUCUUUGAUUGUUUGCUAACGAGCGAAAGCGUUGCAAACAAAAGAAAACUGAAAUAUCUUAAUACGAAGGUUAAGCAAAACAACCGAUAAACAGAGAGAAAAGUGCACAAGAAAUCGAAUAUCACACACACUCGCACAUACACACGCACGCUCAAAGAUUUCAAACACAACACAUUGAGCAUAAAGUAAAGUGCAGUGAAAAUGCUGCGCGGCCAAGCUAUAAAUCGCCAACAAACCGGUGAAAGAAAGAUAUCGCGCCUCGCCACAGCUGCCACGACCUAUUGUCGAAAUCGUCACCGUCAUCGUCACCAGUCUUUCCAAGCGCCUACAGCAGCCUUACCGAUACUGCAACAGUUGCUGCUAACGAUACUGAUUGUGUUGGUGACAAUAAGCCAGUGCGAGAACGCAGUCGGCGCCACUACAGACUCUCCAAUUAAGUUUAUUAAGUUGCCAGCCCAAGCGCCAAUGAUCCAUUACAUACACAAUACAGACGACUCCCCAAUAAUCAGUUAUCGCAACAGUAAGGAGCAUUUGCAGUCCGGAUAUGCUGAAAAUGCAAGCGAACACAGUCAUACAUCAUCACCUAUUCUUAGCCGAGCCGCUUUACUAUAUUCAGAAUAUAUGAAUGCAGCCAUGAAUACCAUGAGUUUGGAUGACGAUGCUGUGCAGCGGCAACAACGUGGCAAUGCCAACGCCUGCCCCAGAUCGUGUCCGCCAAGUACGACAGUGGGCGCCACACCGGUUUGCGGCUCAGAUGGCUUAAUUUAUGCCAAUCUAUGUGAAAUGAAGAAAAAAACAUGCUCCCGAAAUGGGUCAAAUACGGUAAAGGCCGUUAAAGACGGUUGUGAGCGAGCACGGGGAUCCGAAUGUAAGCACCGGUGUCCCACAGAGAAAGACCCAGUUUGUGGCACAGACGGUCACACUUACCUGAAUCGUUGUAUGUUGCGCGUGCAGGCGUGUCGUGUUGGUAUAGCUGCAGUUAGCAUGUCACACGUGGGCGCCUGCAGUAACAUCAGUGCCAUACGUGAAUCUUGUCCAGUGGAUUGUAAGAGUGCGCCGAAAGAUGGUCCAAUCUGCGCUUCGGAUGGCAAUGUAUACAAUUCGACAUGUGAAAUGAAACUACUAACUUGCAGUCAGGGCGUUGUGAAGACCAGUCGAAAGCAUUGCCAAUCCACGCGCAUGUGUCGUGAGUCUUGUUGGCGUGUUGCUCGCCCCACCUGCGGUUCUGACGGACGAUUGUACGCUAGCCCAUGCAAGAUGCGAGCUUACAACUGCGGCAAGCAUAUUUUCGAAGUCCCGCUAUCGUUUUGCAUGUCACAGGAGCGAAACACUAAUGGCAGCAAGGCAGCGGACAACUGUCCUACCGAAUGUCCGCCUACUUCUGACGCCCCAUCACAGUAUGUCUGCGGAAGCGAUGGCAAUAUUUACUCAUCUCUUUGUGAAUUGAAAAUGCUAAAUUGUGGUCCACAACGCAAGUCGAUACAAAAAAUGAGCAUGGACAAAUGUAAAACCCGUUUGAAUCGCUGCAAACAGCUGCCUCCGUGCAAAGAUUUUAAUAAUUUAUUUGGGUCCAUAUUUUCAUCAAAUCGGAACGACAAACUCUGUGGCAGUGAUGCAAAAACGUACAACAAUGAAUGCGAACUGGCGCAUGCAACAUGCUUGCGUGGAGUUAAUCUCGCCCACAUUGGGCCAUGUACGGACCUAAAGGCACAAACAAAAGAUUGUGGCGAGCGGUGCACCCGCAGCGAUUUGGAAAGUGGCCCAGUAUGUGGUUCAGAUGGGAACACAUUCCCAUCAAUGUGUGAUUUUAAAAGACGAACUUGUCACAUGCGUGUAGUUCCUGUGUCAUUGAAGAAUUGUUUGCUUACUGCUGAUUGCGAGUCCGAUUGUGAUUCUCAGCCUCCGAACUUCGUAUGUGGGUCUGACAACAAAUUUUACAAAUCUGAGUGUCACAUGCGUAGAGAAAACUGUGGUAAACAUGUGUUCGUAGUUCCCCUGAAACGUUGUCUAAGCAACAUACAGUUCAAAGGCUGUGCGAGAAUUUGUCCCCGCGAAUUCGAACCUAUAUGUGGAACAGAUGAAAUGACAUAUCUUAACGAGUGUUUUUUGGAAAUUGAAAACUGCCGAACAAAUAACACUGUGAAAGUGAGUCAUUACGGAGCAUGUGGACGACCAGAAGCCCCGUCAUCGAAUUAUCUCUACUAAUAAGCAAUCAGCGAAAAUAUUUACAUUCAUGGAAUAAAGUUUUAUAAUUGCUAAGAGCCAUUUAGUUUGGG
This is a messenger RNA of Ceratitis capitata (Mediterranean fruit fly), 2642 nucleotides long. Its product is annotated as serine protease inhibitor dipetalogastin. The transcript has 6 exons. The coding region runs from base 568 to 2571 and encodes 667 amino acids. Gene Ontology annotation, biological process: multicellular organism development; cell differentiation. The record is from RefSeq and is a predicted model, not a curated record. NCBI's taxonomy places the organism in Eukaryota, Metazoa, Arthropoda, Insecta, Diptera, Tephritidae. Gene Ontology annotation, molecular function: protein binding.